Mesocricetus auratus (golden hamster) is the source of this 678-nucleotide messenger RNA. It is a transcript of the gene Lgals2, whose product is annotated as galectin 2. Bases 119 to 511 code for a protein of 130 amino acids. Gene Ontology annotation, molecular function: carbohydrate binding. The record is from RefSeq and is a predicted model, not a curated record. Lineage: Eukaryota; Metazoa; Chordata; Mammalia; Rodentia; Cricetidae. The transcript is spliced from 4 exons.
UUAUGGCCUUGGGGUAGUUAAUGUGUAAUAUUCUGAAAUAUAAGCCUGACCAAGAGGUGAUAUCUUGAGCCCGAGCCUCUUGGAGCGACUGGGAGAGCUGUGGCCGGGAGCUGUCACCAUGUCGGAGAAAUUUGAGAUCACAAACUUGGAUAUGAAACCGGGGAUGACCCUGAAGAUUAAAGGCAAGAUCCACAAGGAUGUUAACAGCUUCACCGUUAACCUGGGCCAGGCGCAAGACAAGCUGAACCUACAUUUUAACCCCCGCUUCAACGAAUCCACCAUUGUCUGCAACACUCGUGACGGCAGCAGCUGGGGACAAGAGCAACGAGAGAGUCACAUGUGCUUCAGUGCAGGGUCAGAGGUCAAGUUCACUGUGGCCUUCCACAAUCAUGAGUUCAAGGUGACGCUACCUGACGGGCACACGGUGACCUUCCCCAACAGGCUGGGCCACAACCACCUGCCCUACCUAGGCAUGGUUGGGCUCCACAUCUCCUCCUUCAAGCUUGAGUGAGCACACAGCUCCUCAGAACGAGACCUCAGCCCACAAACCCGUCCCAGCCCCCCUGCGAGUCCCAUCAGAACCACAGCCUUCCGGCCCUGCGCUUCCACGAUUCACUCGCAGCUUCUGCCCUUCUGACUAACUCCAAGGCCAAGAGCAAAUAAAAGAAUCCACAUUUA